GGGCACAUCCACUGCGCAUGCCCACUGCGCAGCGGACGCCAUGUUGGAGCAGGAGUGGAUUCGGGGUUUGAUAUUUUCUGACGCCGUAUGUUUUUCUUAAAAAUUAUCCGCCUUCGCACAUCGCCGGUGUCCGUCAACCGAGCGCGUCGGGCGCCCUGAGCGGCAGUGGCCAUGAUGAACGCCAGUGUCGACCUGUCCCGGAGGAAUCCACAGGAGGAUUUCGAGCUGAUCCAGAGGAUAGGAAGCGGCACGUACGGAGAUGUGUACAAGGCUCGCAAUGUAAACACAGGGGAGCUGGCUGCUAUCAAAGUCAUCAAACUGGAGCCAGGGGAGGACUUUGCCGUCGUCCAGCAGGAGAUUUUGAUGAUGAAGGACUGUAAACACUCCAACAUUGUAGCAUACUUUGGCAGUUAUCUACGGAGGGACAAGUUAUGGAUCAGCAUGGAGUACUGCGGGGGAGGUUCUCUACAGGACAUCUACCAUGUAACUGGACCACUGUUAGAGUCUCAGAUAGCCUACAUGUCACGGGAGACCCUGCAGGGUUUAUACUAUCUUCACAAUAAAGGCAAAAUGCACAGAGACAUCAAGGGCGCCAACAUCCUGCUGACCGACAACGGCUAUGUGAAACUAGCCGACUUUGGUGUGUCAGCGCAGAUCACAGCCACUUUGGCCAAGAGGAAGUCGUUCAUUGGAACGCCAUACUGGAUGGCUCCAGAGGUGGCAGCAGUGGAGAGGAAAGGGGGUUACAACCAGCUGUGUGACAUCUGGGCUGUGGGCAUCACAGCAAUAGAGCUGGCCGAACUGCAGCCGCCCAUGUUUGAACUCCAUCCCAUGAGGGCUCUUUUCUUAAUGACAAAGAGUAAUUUCCAGCCGCCAAAGUUAAAAGACAAGGCAAAGUGGACAGACAACUUUCACCAUUUUGUAAAAGUAGCCCUGACCAAGAACACAAAGAAGAGACCCACAGCGGAGAAGCUGCUACAGCACCCAUUCGUGUCUCAGCCCCUGAGCAGGACGCUGGCUAAAGAGCUGCUGGACCGAGCCAAAAACCCUGACCACAACAACUACAACGACUUUGAUGACGACGACCCCGAGCCAGAGUCUCCGGUGGCUGUCCCUCAUCGGAUCCGUUCCACCAGCAGAAGCACCAGAGAAGGAAAGACGCUCUCUGAGAUCAACUUCGGUCAGGUGAAGUUUGACCCCCCGCUGAGGAAGGAGACAGAGCCCCAUCAUGAACCGUGUGAUUCUGAGCCAUAUCUGGACUGUGUUGAGGAGCUCUACUAUACCGCGAGAUCUAAUCUGGACUUGCAGAUGGAGUAUGGCCACGAUUCUCCUUGUCUGCUUGUCGGAAACAAAAGCCUUCUCAAGUCCGUGGAGGAGGAGCUGCAGCAGAGGGGCCAUGUGGCACACUUAGGGGAUGAUGAGGAUGAGGAUGAUGAUGGUGCAGAUGAUGAUGAAACUCACACUCAUAAGAUGAACACUAUCCUGAGGCCUAAGGUCCCGCCCCCACUUCCACCUAAGCCCAAGUCCAUUAGCUCGCCGCAGCCCAAACAGGACGACAGCCAAUCGCACAGCGAGGACGACGGCGGCAGCACCAUCAAGCGCUGCCCGGCCCCUCAGACGCCCAGCCCCGCCAAGCCCGCCUCCAACGUGCCCCCGCGGCCGCCGCCCCCGAGGCUGCCGCCCCACCGCCGCUGCAGCCUAGGUAACGAGACCGCGGCGUGCGCGGAUGCGGAAAAUUCGGCCCCGGAGGACGACGGAAGCUUUAGGCAUUUCUGGGAGUGGCUCCACACGCCUCACACUGAGGAGGAGCUGGAGGAAGCGUGGGAGGUGCUGAAGGAGGUGAAAGAGGAGCAGGAAAAAGAGGAUGAGGAAGAGAGGAACGGCGUGAACGCCUCGCACAACGGCGACCGUGACAGUCCCGCCGACAGACAGUCCACCAUGCCACCUAAUGUGCCCACACGGAAAGACAAGAAGGACGUUCCGGUAAGAGGAAGCACACGUCUCACACCACCAAGUGCAUCAAAGAAGCCAAGUAGCAAUGGGCUCCCACCAACGCCCAAAGUACAUAUGGGUGCAUGUUUCUCCAAGGUGUUCAAUGGCUGCCCUCUCAAGAUCCAUUGCGCCACUUCCUGGAUCAACCCUGACACCAGAGACCAGUAUUUGAUAUUUGGAGCUGAAGAAGGAAUUUACACACUGAACCUUAACGAGCUGCAUGAAACCACAAUGGAGCAGCUCCUCCCUCGCCGGUGCACGUGGUUGUACGUCAUGAGCAAUAACCUUCUCUCGGUAUCGGGAAAAGCCUCCCAGCUGUACUCGCACAGCCUGUCGGGUCUGUUUGAGCAGGCCCGACAGUUGCAGAAGCUACCAGUAGCCAUUCCCACACACAAGCUGCCUGACAAGAUGAUACCAAGGAAGUUUGCUGUUUCCACUAAAAUUCCAGACACUAAAGGGUGCCAAAAGUGCUGUGUAGUGCGUAACCCGUACACAGGCCACAAGUACCUCUGUGGGGCCUUCCAGUCUCAUGUCAUGCUGCUGGAGUGGGUGGAAUCCAUGCAGAAGUUCAUGCUCAUCAAGACCAUCGACUUCCCUCUGCCGUGUCCACUGGAGGUGUUUGAGAUGUUGGUGGUGCCCGAGCACACCUACCCUCUCAUCUGCGUGGCGGUCAGCAAAGGGGCGGAGCUCAACCAGGUGGUCCGCUUCGACACCGUCAACCCCAACGCUACCUCUUCCUGGUUCACCGAGACGGACACGCCUCAGACGUGCGUGAUCCACGUCACGCAGCUGGAGAGAGACACCAUCCUCGUCUGUCUCGACCGGUGCAUCAAGAUCGUGAACCUCCAGGGCAGACUGAAAUCCAGCAGGAAGCUGUCGGCCGAACUCACCUUUAACUUCCAGAUCGAGUCCACAGUCUGUCUUCAGGAUAGCGUGCUGGCCUUCUGGAGGCACGGCAUGCAGGGGCGGAGCUUCAAGACCAACGAGAUCACGCAGGAGAUCUCGGACAGCACACGCAUCUUCAGACUACUGGGGUCAGACAGGGUGGUAGUGCUGGAGAGUCGACCGACGGACAACCCGACCGCCCACAGCAACCUGUACAUCCUGGCGGGCCACGAAAACAGCUACUGACACUCACGCUAACACCUCGCAUAAGGACACGCACCAGGCCGCUCCCCCUCCCUGCAAGCCCCGCCCCCUUCCUCUCCCACCGGGCGCGCGGUGAGGUCGGCGUCCCCGGGAGACGAGCGUUGCCGGAGAGGCACCGCGGUGCGUUCAAAGAAAAAAAAAAAGGAAAGCUCCGCCCCUUGCCCAGCACGGAGGCGUGUCCUCACGCUGCUCGUGGUGCACAUCUUGCACAGACCCCCCCCUCACUUUUAUUUAUUGUGGCAUGACGUUAACACCACCGCGACGAGGCUCCUCCUUUUUGAGCGGGAAAACCCCUCCCCUCAAAAAAAAGAAAAAGAAAACAAGCUUUCCCGCCUCCGCUUGGCAACAGUCGUGGCCCCAGAAGUGCUAAAGUGCUGUGUAUUUAAUGGUUGUACAUAUAAAUGUAGUAUUUUUGGACAGAUAGGAACACUAAAAGUGGUGUGGUUCCACCGUUAGACGCGUGCGUAGUUGCAAACACGCCAGGACUUGGAAGAUGGACGACACAAAACGGACGCCCACGCAUCACCCUUUCACUUCUUUCUGCCAUUUAGAAGAAAAAAAACAUUUUUAUGCAGUUUUUAAUGCUCUUUUUUUUAUUUGAACCACUGGUGUUAAACAUUUGCACAGAGAAAAAAAGGUAUGAGUGUUUGUGUUAUAAUUGUGCAGCAUCAACUCUCAGCACUAGUCGAGGAAAAUGUUUCAUCUUGCCUUUUUUUUUCCUUUUAUUUAAAAUGUCGUUUUUUUUUAUCUUUGGAUGUGUCACUCCUUGUCAAACCUUUCUUUUCCUGACAUGUUUGACCUUUCUUUCUCAGCACGCUCCUUUUUUUUUUUUACAACAGUUACGCACUGUAAACAAUCUGUUGAUUUUGCGAUAGAAAACUUAGCUUUUACAGUAAACAUGUACAUGCUUUUUAAACCCAAUUAGUGCAAAUUGGAAAACUACACCAUUUAAAAACAAAAAAACAAUUGUAACAGUGAAUUACAGUAAGUAGUAAAACGUUACCACUUUGAUUUUUACUGUAGAAUUCUGGUGAUUGGGCUGCAGGGUUUUUGUUUUUUUUUUAAAUCUGCCUUUUUUUCUUUUACAGUGCAGCAAAUUCCAUAUGUUUUAACUCUUCUUCGAAGGUAAUGGGUACAAAGACUCCAAUUUUUCAAGAAAAUUUCCCGGGGAAAAAAAUGCCUUUUUUUCCAGGACAGUUUUCCUUAUUCUCCCGGACAAUUUCACGUAUUUACCAGGAACAUUCUCAUUAUUUUUCAGGAAUAUUUCCUUUAUUUUGCAGGUAAUUUCACCUUAUUUUCCCAAAAUAUUCUCAUAUAUUCCCGGGAAAAUUCCGUUAUUUUUCCAAAAUAUUCCCAGGAAAAUUCUCUUAUUUCCACAAAAUAAUCUCCGCAGGAUUCCCCUCGUUUACCUAUUUUCCUAGAAUUUUUGUCCUGGAAAUUCCCUUGUUUCCCCCAAAAAUUCCCUUACUUUCUCGGAAAUUGCCCUAAUUUCCAAAGGCAAAUGUUGACAGAUUUGCACUGAACAAGUCACACUCAUGAACAAUAAUGGUAAAUAGAACUAUUUUAACAAAAAUAGUCCAAAACACAAAUAUAUUUUGUUGUUUUAAAGGGCUGAUAGUUGUUGUUUUUUAACAAUGGUGCAAGCUGUGAUGAACUCAAACACUAAUGGAACUUCCACAAAAAAAAAAAUAUUACAAAAACUGACAUCCUUCAGUGGAAAGCACAUAUAGAAAAUAUUAUUUAGAUUUGUACAGUGGGUGAUAUUCUAAAUACCAUAUUUCCUCAUUUAGUGGCUGGGAGCAUUUUGUUUUUUCUCUCUCUCCCCCGUGUGUUUGUUAAGACGACAAAAAGCUGAGUAACAGAAAGGCACUGAAUGUUAGGCGGGCUGUAAUGUCGCCCUCCUGUGGUGCAGUUGAGUAACGACAAGUUGACAGGUUUCAAAAGCAAAGUUUUAGACGAAAGGGGGUAAAAUAAUCAUGUUUUUAUGCCAGUGACGUCACACUUUGAGUUCAUAUCCGUCUCUUGCUACUUUGCAUGAUGCAUUUGUUUGUCGCUCAGCUUAGUUUUUGUCAUGUUUUUAUUAGCAUGAUUUUUUUUUGGUCAUGUUUCCAUUUUUCCUGCUUAUUUUCUGUUGGAAGAAAAUACAACGUUGGCCUUAAUGUUUUUUUAUUUAGUUAAAUUGAACACCACCCUUUACUCCCCACCUUAACACAAGCUCACACUAAUUGUCGCACGUACACAGGUGUGUUCUUCAUGAUGCAAUGCGCACGUUAUGACAUGUACAUAGUGUAAAGAAUUCAAAAAGUUGGGUUUGUUUUACAUACUGUAUAAUUGCCUAUAUUUUGUUGCGGAAGUGUAACAGAUUUAUGAGAAGUUAACACAUUAAAAAGAAGGACGUUGACGCACA
This is a messenger RNA of Entelurus aequoreus (snake pipefish), 5548 nucleotides long. RefSeq names its product mitogen-activated protein kinase kinase kinase kinase 3-like. Gene Ontology annotation, molecular function: ATP binding; MAP kinase kinase kinase kinase activity. Gene Ontology annotation, biological process: protein phosphorylation. Bases 172 to 3123 code for a protein of 983 amino acids. The record is from RefSeq and is a predicted model, not a curated record. The transcript is spliced from 34 exons. Lineage: Eukaryota; Metazoa; Chordata; Actinopteri; Syngnathiformes; Syngnathidae.